AUGCCUACCACCAACAGAAUCAUUUCGGAGACAAGGAAGCCAGAAAAAGCAGAGAAGAUCCCAGUGUAUGAGCCAAAUAUCCCUGAACCCAAAUGGAGAGCUGAUCUUAUCAAAUAUUGGAUUAACUUGUCUCUGGAUGACAAAACAGCCAAUAAAAUGCUGUGGAUCACAGAAGGUGGUGCCAAAGUGGCCAGAAUGACUGAUAACAUCACUUGUCCUGUCUUGGACAGACCAGAGCGAUAUGAGUACGCUCCACAGGUUCUUUGCAAAGAGGGAAUCCUGGGAAGCCGGGGCUACUGGGAAGUGGAGUAUUCAGGAUGGGUUGUGAUUGGAGUCGCAUACGAAGGAGCUGGAAGAAGGAACAAGGAUGGAGCCUGUGGCCUGGGAGAAAACGAGGAGUCCUGGGGUCUCGGCUGGAGUGGUUCCAGCUAUCAUGCCUGGCACAAAGGUCACAGUACACAGAUUGUGGAGAUUCCCAGGUGCUCCACAAUAGGUGUAUAUGUUGACCAGCCUGCUGGUGUCAUUAAUUUUUAUGCUGUGGAGGAUGUGAUUGAGGGAGGAGAAUGCAAUGGGAAAAAGGAGGUUAAACUUUUGAAGCAGUUUAAGAGCUCCUUUAAGGAGAAAAUGAUGCCAGGUUUCUGGGUAGGAACAAACUCUGACUGUGUUAUCAAAAAGAAGGAGGAAUAA
Messenger RNA from Pelmatolapia mariae (spotted tilapia), 687 nucleotides. RefSeq names its product stonustoxin subunit beta-like. The transcript has 4 exons. The record is from RefSeq and is a predicted model, not a curated record. NCBI's taxonomy places the organism in Eukaryota, Metazoa, Chordata, Actinopteri, Cichliformes, Cichlidae. The coding region runs from base 1 to 687 and encodes 228 amino acids. Gene Ontology annotation, molecular function: protein binding.